Caenorhabditis angaria is the source of this 1973-nucleotide messenger RNA. NCBI's taxonomy places the organism in Eukaryota, Metazoa, Nematoda, Chromadorea, Rhabditida, Rhabditidae. The record is from the annotation of a GenBank genome assembly.
AUGGGAGGAAUUUUCGACUUGAUUUCCGAAUUCUAUUUUCAUCAGCCAGCAAAUGCGAUUUCUGUGGUUGAAAAACCGACACAAUAUCAAUUUAAUUAUCGUCAAAUUUUAUUGCUAAUUAAUUUGAUCUACACAAUUCCAUCAUUUUAUAUUUAUUCAAAAUGUCGCAAAUUGCUCAGGGAAAAUUCGAAUAAUCAUUUCAACACUAUUUUUAGCAAUGAUUUUCAUAUUGUGAGUUUUGUCUUGAGUUUUUAAAGGGAGAGUAAAAUUUCUGCCACGUGGAAAAUGAUUUUCAAGCAAAAUUUUGAAAAAUAGAAAAAAAUACAGUUAACAACAACUUAUUAUAAAAAUAUUUAUAAUUUUUUUGCUGUUUCAAAACAUCAAUAUGUUUUUGAUAAUUUUAAAUUUGGUGGAAAAUGUUCGGUUGAAAUGAAUAAGGCAUCAAUUAUUUCUCCGGAAAAAAAUACCCUAGAUUCAACUCUUCAAUGUUUACAUUUUGACAGAAUGUUGCAUUAUUCAUAAUUGAUAUAAUUUCAACUCGUCUUCCAAUAUCAGGUCUAAUCAAUAAUUAUCCAUCAUUUCUUCCAUCUGGUUAUUUUCUAACUAUUAUUUAUUUCCUUUCUUAUUAUCUUAUUUAUGCUAAUUAUUUUUCAAGCACUUUAAUUUGUCUAAAUCGUAUGACAAGUGUAAUUUACAUUUCAUCAAAUGUAAGUUAUCCGGGAGAGAAGAAGAGAAGUUAGCACAAAUCUACUCCAAAGUCUUUUAGUUCUGGCAACGUCACACGAAACAAACCAUCAUAAUAAUCUAUAUUUUAUCACUUAUUCCAACUUGGCAAAUGUUAACUUAUGAUGCAUUUUUCUACACUUUGAUAGCAAAUGAUUCGAGAUAUCAGAUGAUUUAUAAUACGACUAUUAUUAAAAUUUAUGUGAGUUGUUGUGAGAAUUUUAUGAUUGAUGGAGUAAACUAGAAAAAUAAUGACAAACAUGAGCAAUGUAUAAUUAUGAAAGCCUAAGGUGAUAAUUAUGAGAAAAGAGGACCAGAGGUGACUGAUAAGUUUUAAACUCUAACCUUGUGAGCUCAAUUAGACAAUAAACUGGAAAAGUCAGAAAUUUUUACUUCCCUUUGGAGCUUCGAUUACGGUUCAUUCCAGAAUCACAAAAAAUAUAAAAUAAAAAUAUUUUUGAAACAGUGACUUUUUGCAGAUUCGAAACAGUAGUUCGCUCGCCACAAUUUCUCUAAUUCUCGCCAUAAUUUGCAUAAUUUUCAACAUUAUCACAAUUUUAAAAUAUCGUCAAACGAUUCAAAAAUCUCAAUCUUCUUGGAUGACAAAUUCCAAACAAAAACAAAAUCGGCGAAUUGAAUUAACAAUGUUAAUUGUAGCAAUAAUUGCGUGUUCCUCUUUAAUUCUACAAUGUGCAAUUCAGGUAAGUGGUCUAGAGAACAUUUUUGACGGAAAAGCGGAUUAAAAAAAUUCAAAAAAGGAUAAUGCAUUGUUACGUCAGGAUUUGUAGAGUUAAUUUGUAAAAAGUUUAACAUUAGUAAAGCAGGAAAUUAGGUGUGACCUUGCCAAAGUUAGUUUAAGCUUCGAUUUAAGCUUCAACUUGAUAAAUCAAACUUAAAUUACCCUUGAUUAUAUGCUUUACAAUGUUUAUUUCUAAAGCCAAUCACAACCACAGUAUGUUAUUAAGCCUUCUCUCCAACUCAAAGCCUUUACAUCUAGACUAAUACCAAUCUUCUCUAGCUCUAAUAAGUCCAGUCUGGAAUGCUGGGCUCAAUCCCGCUUUAUUUUCUUUCAGAUUCUCAUAAUGGUCUUCACAGAAAUUCCCUCAAUUCGCGGAACUGCUCAAGAUAUGCGAAACUUCUGUUUGGACAUUUCAAUUUGUGGUCCACCAUGGGUUCUUUAUUUCAGUUCAAUAUCUAGUCGCAAUAAAAUCGGCUCGAUUUCGGAAAUAAAUUCACGAAUCACCAAAUAA